AUGUCGUUGGACAAUAUUUCUGAUGAUUCACAAUCACAAGUAAUUUCAAAUGAGAAGGAUGAAGCUGUUCAAUCAGAAUCAUCACACAAUAUUGAUAGUGAACUGUCUGAACCUGGUGUAAAAAAUGAACCGGAGAAAACCGAUGUUAUUAAAGCUGAUCCAAACUGUCUUUCUUGGUAUUACCCUCCAUAUUGUGAAUUGUGUAAUGUACGAUUUACUGGCCAAAGUAAUUCUCAAAUACAUUUUGAUAGUUUUCAAAAACAUCGAAAUCGUUUACAAGUAUAUACAAAAUAUAUGAAACAAGAAGAGGAAGCGUUAACAGCAUCUGUCAAUGCAAAAGAGGAACAACAAAAUAUUGAAAAUCAAGCUGCUGCAGCACCUGUUCGACCAUUUAUUGUUUGUAACAUUUGUUGGAAAGAGCUCAACUCGAUAAAAAUGUUAGAUAUCCAUAAGGAAUCUCCAGCUCAUAAAACCGAGGAAAAAAAUCGCAAAAUUGUACAAAAGUUGAAAGAAGAAUAUACUAUAUUGAAACAAAAUGAGUCAAAAGAAAUAGAGUCAAAUAACGGUGAUAUAUAA
This is a messenger RNA of Didymodactylos carnosus, 576 nucleotides long. NCBI's taxonomy places the organism in Eukaryota, Metazoa, Rotifera, Eurotatoria, Philodinida, Philodinidae. The record is from the annotation of a GenBank genome assembly.